AUGCUACCCGGAUGGCACCGUGUUAGCAGGACAUCUAUGUGCAGCUUGCCGGUGCUUGCGCCACAAGAUCGCUCUGCAGCGCUGAUAGCAUUGGGCCUUGAUCCGGCAACCUCUCCGGAUGCAGCGCAAGUGAAGAGGGCAUUCAGGAAGAAGGUGGCACGUCUUCAUCCGGACCUACAAGGUGGUGCGGCAGAAGAUUCUGAGGAGUUCAUGGCAGUCUUGGACGCAUAUGCGGUGCUCAGUGGCCGUCGACGCGUGCGACAGACCACUGCAAAGUCUGGCAUGGUUUGGCCGCCUCGGUCUGAAGAAGACCUCCAAGCAAAGAGAGAAGCUGAGUUUUCCAGACCCGGCAACUGGCGGUGGAGCCAAAGCGGUGGAUACAACCCGAGGGAUUUGAACGAGGUCUGGGAUGAGAUCGGCUACAACCCGUACACGGGCGAGUACCGGGAGCCGCAGGAAAGGCAAGCUGAUGAGGAGACGUGGGUUGAGCCCCCGACUUGGGCAACAAGUCGGCCCGAUCCAAGUCCGCCACCCUCCAGGCCACGGCCAGCGUCACCACAGGAAGUGGAAGAAGCCGCUCCGGAGUUUCGCUUGGAAAUCCUGCCAUAUCUCGCCGUCAUUUCUGUGUCGCUGUACUUUGCAUUGGCUCCGGAGCAGCUGCCUUGGGUCUCAGAAGAGGAGCGGGAACGACGGUACGAUGAGCUUGCUCGCAUUGAAGAGCUGAAAGCGCGGCAGCUGGAACAGCGACAACUUGAAGAAGUGUUUUGGCGACAGAACCUCAAGAAGAUGCAGACUGAAGAACUCUCUGCCCUUGCCGAAGCACGCGAAGAGGACGAGCCGCAGGUCAAACGUGCCGCUGGCAGAUGGGUCAUCGAGGAUAGCAUGGAUGAAGAAACGCUGAAUUCGCAAUAG
Symbiodinium sp. CCMP2592 is the source of this 912-nucleotide messenger RNA. The record is from the annotation of a GenBank genome assembly. Lineage: Eukaryota; Dinophyceae; Suessiales; Symbiodiniaceae.